AUGACGCCGAAUCCAAGGAUGAUCAGUGAGAGGUUCAUGGCAAGAAAAGAGGGAAAGUUCAUACCCGCGACGACGCUGAAUCUGUUGGCGGCGGCUUGGAUCCAGUUUCAGACGCAUGAUUGGUUCUUUCAUGAACAGGAUCUCCAGAACAAACUCAACGUUCCGUUAGCCAAGGAUGACAAGUGGCUCGAGGAACACAUGAGCCUCUAUGCCACCAAGCCUGACGAGACUCUGGACUCAUCCGACAUCAAGUGUCCCGGGUACAAGAACCUCAAUACAGCCUGGUGGGACGGAUCACAGAUCUAUGGGUCUUCCGAGUCCGUGACGCAGAAACUCCGCAACCAUAAUCCGGAUGGUAAGCUACCGCUUGACAGUCGUGGACGGGAGCAGUUUCUCCCUCGCGACCAAGAUGGGAACGUCCUAACCGGGUUCAACGACAACUGGUGGGUGGGCAUGGAGAUCCUGCACACCCUGUUUGCGCUAGAGCACAACGCCAUUUGCGAUGCGCUCCGCAAGGACUAUCCGGACUGGAGCGGGGACCAGAUCUUCGACAAAGCGAGGUUGGUGAACUGUGCGUUGAUGGCCAAAAUCCAUACAGUCGAGUGGACGCCAGCAAUCCUAGCCCAUCCGGCGCUGCAGAUUGGAAUGGCUGCCAACUGGUGGGGGAUUGUCGGGGAGAAGCUGACCAAGAUCGCGGGAAGACUGUCAAAGACGAGCGAGAUCAUCAGCGGCAUUCCCGGCAGCGGAGCGGAGCAGGAUGGGACGCCGUACUCACUGACCGAAGAUCGACACAACCUUUACCAAAUCCCAAACCCUUUUGACUCCGCAGGUCUCUCCUUCGCCGACGUCUUCUACUCCUUCGGCAUCAACUACCCCGGCGCCAUAACCAACAACAACUACCCCGACUUCCUUCGCAACCUGCGCACCCCCGACGGCCAAGUCCGCGACUUGGGAACAGUUGACAUCCUCCGCGACCGCGAGCGUGGCGUCCCUCGUUACUGCGAAUUCCGGCGGAUGCUCCGCUUGUCCGUCCCCAAAACAUUUGAAGAUCUCACCGGCGGCAACAAGGUCCUAGCAGCAGAGUUGGCCGAAGCGUAUAACAAUGACAUCACCCUCGUUGACGCUCUGGUCGGGUCUCACUCGGAGCCGGUGAUUCCAGGGUUUGGAUUCAGCGAGACGGCGUUCAGGAUCUUUAUCCUGAUGGCAAGCCGGAGGCUGAAGAGCGAUCGGUUUAUUGCCGGGGAGUGGAACGAGAAGAUGUACACCAAGGUUGGGUUCAGAUGGGUGCAGGAUAGCGGGAUGAAGGAUGUAUUGGGAAGACAUUUCCCAGAGUUGAGAGAGACGCUGAAGGGGAGCAAGAACGUGUUUGCGCCUUGGGAGAUGAAGGUGGGGAGUAAGGAGUAUAAAGGGGUGGAGACCAAUGCGUAG
Messenger RNA from Sordaria macrospora k-hell, 1428 nucleotides. The record is from RefSeq and is a predicted model, not a curated record. NCBI's taxonomy places the organism in Eukaryota, Fungi, Ascomycota, Sordariomycetes, Sordariales, Sordariaceae.